AUGCGAAUUGAAGAAAGCAAAUGCGAUACAGACGAUAGGGAGGAUGAGAUUGACAUUGAAGGUGACAGUAAUCCCUGCUUUCGAUGUCUCCACAUCUCUGGUCACAUUUGCAAGUGGUUUUGGGGCUUUGCUGACGAUCCCUGCCCUGAGGAUGUGCAAUGCUGUUGUUCGUGUGUUUGCAAACGAGCUUCAUCCAUUCAAACCGCAAUUGAAGACUCGGAGCCUCUGCAAUUCGUUCCUGUGGGUCUGAAGCAGAAACGCAGCACCAAGAUUGGACUUUUUGUGGGUUUGGUGAUGAUUGUCAUCACUACUGUCUUUCUCUUCUGCUUCUUCUCCCUCUACUUCGGUCCAAUCUCACGUGGACCACUGAAAAUUAUCGGCAAUACAUCCGUACAGGCAACACUUGAUGCAAUUGAAGAGUUAAGAAGCUAUGGCAUAAUUGCCGACUAA
This is a messenger RNA of Hydatigera taeniaeformis, 450 nucleotides long. Lineage: Eukaryota; Metazoa; Platyhelminthes; Cestoda; Cyclophyllidea; Taeniidae. The record is from the annotation of a GenBank genome assembly.